AAAGGUCUUAUCUUUAUGUAGCAUUAUUCACAGUUCUGAUAUAGAAUUAUGAUGUGAUAAACACGGGCUGUAAGUCCAUCUCUAAAUUUAACAACAUGAGCGGCGAGCAUGGCGAAGGCGACGCCACGCCUUCAACAGGACGAGAAAAACGUAGCUGGCUUCAUUCUUUAACGAGGCGAAAAAAAUCCACAGCGACUCUUUCGCCCUGUUCCAGCUUUACGGGUGCACAAGCUUCUCAGGUUCAGAAUAACAACAACGAGCCCCUUUGCGUGGCAGAGCAUGCAGCUGGGUCAAGCCACAGCGUGGACGGGUCAUUAGCCGCAGCAACUAGUAGCCAGGGGGGUACUCUACGGAAGCGUAAGGACAAAAAAACACUUUUUCAACGCAUACGGAAGAAAAUGGGCCUAGGCCUAAGUUCACUACGUAACUGGCACUCGAUGGGCGACGACUGUGAAGCGGAUUGUGGUACCACCGACGCAACCUAUGAAUUCUUGGCACGCCCUCGCAUUGAGCCUCCUUUACCAUUUACGCACGAUUAUAUGCGGUUCAUAAGGAAGAAAUGGCUGGAGCGACAGGAUCCGCCAAAUCUUGUUAUGUAUAAGGCGUGCUCUGAAAUGCUCAAUCAAGUGUGGUAUUGGGGUGAGAUUUCGCGCAAGGUUUCCCAGCGGCAAUUGAGCGGUAAGCCAACAGGGUCUUUUCUUGUUCGCGACUCGGAAACCAGUGGGUUUACACUCAGCUUUCGUAUUGUCAAUGUAACGCUGCACUAUAGGUUAGAAUAUCGGGAUGAAUUUUGGCAUUUUGAAGAACUUAAAUAUAAGUCAAUUGUGGAAAUGAUUGACGAUAUAUUACAUCGCUGUACCAACGACAAUUUCGUGUGUUUCGUCAAAGUUACAAAUGAAAUGCAGCCGCCAUUUCCAGUGAUUUUAAAAUAUCCGCUUAGUAGGUACCUCAACAUGCCUAAAUUGCAGGAUUUGUGUCGUAGAGUUCUACAGCGUCAUACGCCCAUGGAGGAGCUGGCUGAAUUGCCAGUGCCUGCUCAAAUGAUUGAGUAUUUAUCUGUAGAGCGUGAAUUGGUAUUUCAGAGUUAGAGAGUGGAAGGUAUUGCAGGGAAAUGCUGCCUCUCUUGGUAUAAGCUUUAAAUAAAAUAUAAAUGCACAAAAUAACCAAAGAUGUCGAGGCAGCUGGCUAAAACAUAUACUAACUUGUCUGCAUUCAGGCGGAGAUGUGCUACAAUUAAACUUAAACCAAAUCGCAAUUGGUUGCAACUAAAAUGCGCACAUAUUAAUUGAAAUUUUGUUCCAUGUUUUUUACGCUGGAAGGCAACUUAAAGCACAAAAUCUAACAUAUGUACAUUAGCAUGUAUGCUUUUAAUUGUACCAUAAUUAUAUAUAAACUUAAAAAUGUAGGCAACAGCUCUAUCAUUGUAUUGCUACUUUAAAUGUACAGUGUAACAAUCGAAUAUAAGUGUCAAUGUUAUUGCAAUGGUCAAAAUUAGACUAUCUGUGUUCGUCUACUACCGCCAUAUCGUUGCCGAUGGUGAUUUUCAUACAUACAUGUGUGUAGAAACAUUACAGCUCCUUGAUGUGUCCUAAGGUAAUGUGUAAACAUAAUCAUAUUAAUUUAUUAUUGUUAGUGUAAGCUCUGCAAUACAGUGUAGCUCAAGAUAUUUUUAUCUAUUUGCAAAUGAUUCCUUAUGUAUACACAUUUUACAAUUUGAUAUUCGUAUAUAUGUAUAAACUAUAUGUAGUGUUAUUAAAAGUGCAAAUGUACAUAUGCGAUAAGAAGUGUAUAAUCGCGUU
Scaptodrosophila lebanonensis is the source of this 1799-nucleotide messenger RNA. RefSeq lists its product as uncharacterized. The transcript is spliced from 2 exons. Lineage: Eukaryota; Metazoa; Arthropoda; Insecta; Diptera; Drosophilidae. Gene Ontology annotation, cellular component: phosphatidylinositol 3-kinase complex. Bases 96 to 1088 code for a protein of 330 amino acids. The record is from RefSeq and is a predicted model, not a curated record. Gene Ontology annotation, molecular function: 1-phosphatidylinositol-3-kinase regulator activity. Gene Ontology annotation, biological process: phosphatidylinositol phosphate biosynthetic process; intracellular signal transduction.